UUUUUUUUUAUUUUAAAGAUCUUAUAUUUUAUUUUUUCGUUAAAAAUGGCAGAGGAACAAGAAAAUGAAAGAAAAAUACACGAACUAGAAGAGCUUCUACGGGAAAGAGAUCGUCAGCUUCGCGAAACAGAUCGUCAGCUUCGCGAAACAGAUCGUCAGCUUUGCGAAACAGAUCGUCAGCUUCGCGAAAGAGAUCGUCAGCUUCACGAAAGAGAUCUUCAAUAUUACUCACUCAUGGAUGCAAGUUCCACAACUCUGAUGGAUUUGCAGCAACGGACUCUUGAACGGGACUCACUCAUUUGUGAACUGAAAAAGAAGGAUGAACAAAAUGCAUAUUUUAUGCAACAACUUGGUGCUAAGAGCAAAGACUACAAUUGUGGUGGUUAUUCAGCUGGUUCAUCUAGCCACGCACCUCAAACAACCCAGUUUCAGCCAAUUCUUCAAAAUUUUGGGAAUAUUGCUACGACUCGUCCACAACAAUACGGAUAUCAAACACCCACCGAUGUAAUGUGGAGUCCUUAUGAGUGGACUCCUGAAUUUCCUUAUGCUCGUGAAAUUCCAAUUUUUCGUUUUGUUGGUCCUCAGCCUACAGUUCAAGUACCAUAUUCUCAUCAUACAAUUACAACAACUACACAUGCUUUGACAACAAUGCCUUUUUAUUCUCUUGCUGCAACAUCUACCUCUUCACAAGUGACCAGUUCUCAAAAUGUGAUGGGGCCUUCAAAUUAUCCUCAACAAUUUAAUUAUGGAAUGCCUGUUCCUGUUUGUAUUCAAGAAAAUCUAAACGUGGGACCUUGUAGUCAAACAACAUAUAAUCCGUUAACGAACAAACCCUCUCAACAACGAACAUAUGCAACUGAAGAACAGAAGAAAAUUCUUUUGGCGCACUUUGAUUCUGACCCUCAGCCAAGCAAUAAACGUAUUGCCCAAUAUGCAGAAGAAACAAAAUUGCCAUUUGUAUUUAUCGCUGACUGGUUUGAUCGUGAACGUGAGAAAAGAAAGAAAAAUGAAAAGAAAAUGAAGAAAGUUCAUUAA
This is a messenger RNA of Meloidogyne enterolobii, 1035 nucleotides long. The record is from the annotation of a GenBank genome assembly. Lineage: Eukaryota; Metazoa; Nematoda; Chromadorea; Rhabditida; Meloidogynidae.